This is a messenger RNA of Rotaria sp. Silwood2, 240 nucleotides long. The record is from the annotation of a GenBank genome assembly. NCBI's taxonomy places the organism in Eukaryota, Metazoa, Rotifera, Eurotatoria, Philodinida, Philodinidae.
AUGUAUGGUGUAACAAAUUUUAGUGCUAUAAUUUAUCCUCAACAAUCGGCUAUUUUAGCUGUUGGUGGCGUUGAAACAAAAAUUGUACCUACAACAGAUUCUUCAAAAGGUUUUCGUCAAUCAACUAUUCUCAAUGUAACAUUAGCAUGUGACCAUCGUAUUAUUGAUGCUGUCGUUGGUGCCCAAUGGUUACAAGAAUUUAAACAAUUUCUUGAACAUCCUGGAUCAAUGAUUUUAUAA